Molecule: messenger RNA, 339 nt
Organism: Fibroporia radiculosa
Lineage: Eukaryota; Fungi; Basidiomycota; Agaricomycetes; Polyporales; Fibroporiaceae
Exons: 1
Coding region: 1-339 (112 amino acids)
Source: RefSeq, a predicted model, not a curated record
AUGGGACGCAGCGCAAAACUCCACAAGCGAGCAGUGAGUCUCAUCGACUUCCUGAUUCCAGAUGCAUUCUUAACCGUACGCGGCACCCAACAGAAGAAAACGGCCUCUUCGACCUCUGCAGCUGCUUCUGCUCCUCGUCCUGCAACUAAACCUUCCGAUGUAUCCACCUCCGCCGCUCAAGAACAAAAGAAAAGGGCAGGAUUAAAGGCGAAGGUAGGCAAGCGCAGGAAAGAUGAUGCGGAAGGACCCGUCUUAGGCGGUGCUGACUACGUGGAUCUAAUGUUGGGUGGGAGGCGAAAGGCUAUGGAGGAGGCUACCAAAUUGCCCAGAGAUGACUAG